Harmonia axyridis is the source of this 2784-nucleotide messenger RNA. Its product is annotated as bicaudal D-related protein homolog. The record is from RefSeq and is a predicted model, not a curated record. The transcript is spliced from 7 exons. Lineage: Eukaryota; Metazoa; Arthropoda; Insecta; Coleoptera; Coccinellidae. The coding region runs from base 435 to 1949 and encodes 504 amino acids.
UUAGUGCACGGUAUACCUUGAUGGUGUCGAGUCCAGUGGAAAGGUAACGUGGUGAAGAGAACCGAUAUCUCCUUCUCCGUCUCUCAGUACACCUUGCAGGUCCGAAGAAGUGGAGGCACCAGUAACUUAACUUCAGUUCGUUCUUUUCAGUUGGAGGAUUGCCGCAGUUUUCAGUGUUUUGACAUUUUAUUAUUUCUCUUUGUUCGGUUACAUUCGAAAAUUCCGCGUUUUGACCUUUUUUUCAAACGAUUGUGCUUGUUUUGAUUGGUGGUGUUUGUUUGUGAGCCGAAAUUUGGAUUUUUCACGUAGCUGUAUUUGUUUCUAUUUCGUACAGAUUUUUCAACUGUGAAUCGUCCCUCCUCUUCUUCGACAAUGUUGCGAAUUACUUGUAUUAUGAACCAUUUUGUACGCAACACAUCAUUUUAAAGUCGAACAUGCUUCAGAGUUUAGAAGAUUACAUAGUAGAAAUGGAAAAACGCAGUGCCAUACAAAAACCAUCAUCAUCCUCAGAUGUCAACGACGAUCUUUGGGCUCAACUCCAACAAAAGGAUAACGACCUAGUGCUCGCAGCUGAAUUAGGAAAGGCCCUCCUUGAUAGUAAGGAAGAACUGAAGAGGCAACAUGAAGCUGUAGUGGAGGAUUACCAAAGGAGACUAGAGGCUGUCGAACAGGAUAGACACGUUUUGAAACGAAAGUUGACCAACAGAGAAUCCGAAUUAGAUGCAAAAAUAAUCGAACUGCAAAAUGACGUUACAGCCUUAACCGAAAAUCUUUCAGCCAAGGACAAUCUCUUGAAACAAUGCGAACGCGAAAAAGGUAGCCUGGUUGCAGAAUUAAAUGCCCAGAAUUCAAGGUUAACUUCCCAGCUCAAAGAAGCGAAUGCUGUUGAAAAUCGCCUUCAACAACAAGUACAACAGUUGAAGGAACAAUGUAGCCUUAGCAAAAGCACCUUAUACGACCACAUGAACUCAGUUGGUGGACUCAGAGAGGAACUUGAUAUGCUUUCAGAAAAAAAUAGAGAAUUAGAAAGGAGACUGCAUGUUAUUUCUAGUGAAAGAGAUAGAUUAGCAAACGAUUUAGAAGAAGCUAGUGAUAGGAUUAUUUUAAUGGAGAGGCACACAAGAGAGCAAGACAUCAGAUACAAGCAUAGUAUAAAGGAACUGAGUAUGCCUCAGGAACCCAUGUCAAUCGAGGAUAGAAUACAUGGGAAUCCCGAAGAAAACAGAUCUCUUCUUGCAGAAAUGGACCUUUCCGAACCCACCCUUUCACAAGAAUGCAUGACGGUCUACAGACAGCUCAGGUCUUUGGUACAACAUAUCAAAUCGCACCAAGAUGACGAUAGUGGACUACACAGCGAUUGUUCUACCACUUCUUUGGAUGAUAACAGCCAGUUUGCUACAGGUCUACUCAGUGAGGUUGCUCAAGAGCUUGUCAGCUUGGUUUUGGAUACAGAUGCCGUAAGACUUAUAGAACGUUUAGAAGAAGCACAUAGGGAGAUUCAAGAUAGAGAUUUGGAGCUCUCCAAGAGACAGGAGAAGAUGAUGGAACUCAGUUCAAGGAUAUCUGUUUUUGAUGUUGAGCUGCAGGCAGCUAGAGAGGACCUCCUCAGAGCAAGAAAUGACGCUAUAAACACAUCUGCACAAGAUGAAGUCGUCACUAAGGCCAGACACGAUAGAGAUAUAGCAAUAGAAAGAAAAAAUAAACUCGAGAUAGAAUUGGCAAAGACUAGGAUGGAUCUGAUGCAAGCCAAUGGUCAAUUGAUGGAAGCAAUUCAACAGAAGGUCGAGUUGAGUCAACAGCUAGAACAGUGGCAGAUGGACGUACACGAACUAUUAGAAGAACAGGUCAAAAACAAGCUCACUUCCCAAGAAGUCAAAUUAAGGUCCGCAGUGCAAUCAGCACCUAUACCUCCUCCUAGAAAAAGGCUGCUAGGCUUUUUAUACCGAUAGCAAUUAAUGCGAGAUAUGCAUAUUAAAAUGUCACUUAAAAAAGAUGAAAAUAAUUCGUGAUGAUUGUACAUUGAAAAACGAAUUAUAUAUUUACAUUUGGUCUCUAACUGAUAAGACUUGAUUUUAUUAAGCAAUAUGAAAGAUGUACUUAAUUUCCACUGUGAUUUUUUUAUUUAUUAAUAGAACUGACUUUUCUUAUCAAAAUUUGUGAUUCAGUGUUUUUCGUUCGUAGUUUCAUAUGAGAUUACAACGUUUAAUUUUACACAUUGUAUUUAUAUUAUAACAAUUGAACAUUCAUGAUUUUUUUUACAUUUAUAUAUUGCAGAGAGAGGUAGCGCCAUCUAGAAAAGCAUGUCACGAAUUCGAAACGUCAAAUAUACUAAGGUGUUGUGUAAAUUGAUUCAGAAAGCCUAAAAGGUAUUUUAAAUGAAAGCGUGGAAGGCUUUUCAAUUGCUUCUCUUUGUUAUUGAUUAAAAAUUUCAAUUAAGGAGAUUGUGCAAAAAAUGUAUCCAAAAUGAUAUGGAAUUCACGUUUGAUUUGAAACACAAUAGAGGCCUUUAAAAGCAUUUCAUUAACUGUGAAGUUAUAAUAUAUAAUUAAUCCAUUGUAAAUAUUCCACUUAUUCUGUCAUUUUCACUAUAAACACUUAUUUAAGGUCAAAAUGUUGUGAUUUGUAAAUGUAUAGAUAGGUAGUUAAUCAAAAUUGACUAACUAAACCAAAAAUAUUUAAUGUUUAAAAACAUUUGCAUUUAUAAAGUUUUUCAAGAUUUAUUCCGUCCAAGAAGUGCUUGAAAAUUGUUACCCUGAGUAAAUAGAUAUAUUUUACCAUUUGAAA